UGACUGCUCACCGGUGGCGGAGGCGACACCCGCAGCGCAACCCCCAAAAGCCCGCAGCCAAAUUCCCCAACCCACACAACUCCACUCUCCAGUAAGCUCCGCCUCCCCCCUCCUCCUCGAUCUUCUCCUCCAAUUCGUUCUGCUGCGGGAAUCGCUUGCCGAUCGAUCAGAUCGGAUCGCUCCACCGCUAAUCUAUAUACAUACAUACAUACUACUGCUUGCUGCUUGUCAUGCCGCGCUUAGGUUUUUUCCGGUCCAAAGGGUUAGGGUUUCGGGAUGUCGGACCGGCAGCCGUCGGAGGAGCCGGAGGAGCAGGUGGACCUGGAGGGGGACGACGACGGCAUGGACGACGACGACGGGUACCGCCGCCGCGGCAACCGGGACGACUCGGAGGAGCCCGAGGAGGAGGACUACAAUGAGGAGCGCCAGCCCGAGGGUGACGCUGGGAUGGCGGCGGAGCCGGCCGCGGGAGGGGGCAGCGGCGGCGACGACAUGGGCAAGGAGGGAGCUGGCGACGGGCCCGAGGACGAGGAGGAGAAGAGGAAGUGGGAGGAGCUGCUCGCGCUGCCGCCCCACGGCUCCGAGGUCUUCAUCGGCGGCCUGCCCCGCGACAUCACCGAGGAGGACCUCCGCGAGCUGUGCGAGCCAUUGGGUGAAAUCUACGAGGUGAGGCUGACCAAGGAUAGGGAGACAAAGGAGAACAAGGGUUUCGCCUUUGUCACGUUCACGGACAAGGACGCCGCGCAGCGUGCGAUCGAGGAUGUGCAAGAAAGGGAGUACAAGGGGAGGACUUUGCGGUGCUCAUUGUCUCAGGCAAAGCACAGGCUAUUUGUUGGGAAUGUGCCCAAGGGGCUGAGUGAGGAGGAACUGAGGAAUAUUAUCAAGGGGAAGGGGCCAGGUGUUGUCAACAUUGAGAUGUUUAAGGAUCAGCAUGACCCAAACCGUAACCGUGGCUUCCUCUUUGUUGAGUAUUAUAACCAUGCCUGCGCUGACUAUGCCAAGCAGAAGCUUUCAUCACCAAACUUCAAGGUUGAUGGAAGCCAAUUGACUGUCAGCUGGGCAGAACCUAAGGGUUCAACAGAUGCUUCAUCUGCGGCUGCUCAGGUGAAGACUAUAUAUGUGAAGAACCUACCUGAGAAUGCUUCUAAAGAGAAGAUUAAGGAACUGUUUGACAAGCAUGGAGAGGUCACAAAAAUCGUCCUGCCACCUGCCAAGGCUGGGCAUAAGAGGGAUUUUGGAUUUGUUCAUUUUGCUGAAAGAUCCAGCGCACUGAAGGCGGUUAAAGGAAGUGAAAAAUAUGAAAUUGAUGGUCAAGUACUGGAAGUAUCCAUGGCCAAACCUUUGGCAGAUAAGAAACCUGAUCAUUCACACAGGCCUGGAGGAGGCCCUAGUUAUCCUCUUCCUCCUUAUGGUGGCGGCUACAUGGGAGAUCCGUAUGGUGCAUAUGGUGGCGGUGGUCCUGCAUACAACCAGCCAAUGAUAUAUGGUAGAGGACCAGCACCGGCAGGAAUGAGGAUGGUACCAAUGGUGCUUCCUGACGGCCGUCUUGGCUAUGUCCUGCAACAGCCUGGUGGAAUGCAGCCUCCACCCCCACCUCGGAGGGGUGGUGACCGGAGGGAUGGUAGCAGAGGCGGUGAAGGGAGCCACAGCCGGCGAUAUCGCCCUUACUAGCAUUUUCCCUUGGGGUGCUCGACUUCAUCGCACUGUGUGAUGGAUUUGUUAACUUAUGAGAUAGGAGUCUGCGUUCUUGUUCCAGUAUAAGGCCUGCAAUGGCAUGGGGCUUGUACCAUCUGUUUUUUGGUCAACUUAUUUCUGUCAUGCAGUGGAUGUGACUCAUAAACUUGGCUGGCGCUUUGUAUCCACUUGGCACCUGUAGCGGUGAGCUGAGUGUCUAUGGACUCCUGGUUGGAGCUUCGUUGGCUUAGAAUAUGCAUGUUUUUUCUGCCUUCAUGAACGUGUCGGGAUAAACUGAUAGACCAAGUAUCUGUGUUCUGUGUGAGAUCCAGUUGGAGCGCUGUUGGACUUGCUUUCAGAAGAAUUCUUGCUGAAUUGAGCCAGUGUCUUGUUA
Panicum hallii is the source of this 2068-nucleotide messenger RNA. Its product is annotated as heterogeneous nuclear ribonucleoprotein Q-like. Bases 277 to 1671 code for a protein of 464 amino acids. The transcript is spliced from 9 exons. Gene Ontology annotation, molecular function: mRNA binding. NCBI's taxonomy places the organism in Eukaryota, Viridiplantae, Streptophyta, Magnoliopsida, Poales, Poaceae. Gene Ontology annotation, cellular component: nucleus. The record is from RefSeq and is a predicted model, not a curated record.